Messenger RNA from Equus caballus (horse), 2263 nucleotides. It is a transcript of the gene CEP295NL, whose product is annotated as CEP295 N-terminal like. Lineage: Eukaryota; Metazoa; Chordata; Mammalia; Perissodactyla; Equidae. The record is from RefSeq and is a predicted model, not a curated record.
GGGCCCCGGAGACCCCACGUAGACUGCCCAGGGCCGAGGUUUUUGUUGUGUUCCCCCAAGAUCCCACAUAGGGGUGGGUUCUUUCUGUGCCCGGCUGUUUGUUGAGGCUCCUAAGAGGGCCUUGGAAAAUGGGCCAGUGACAGUCUCCAGGCCACAUGUCCAGGAGGCUCGUUUGAAAGCCCCUGCUCCGUGGGGCCCACCUCUACGUGAUGGGUGUCUCACUACCUACUGAGUCAGCCCAAUGAUUUCAAGACAAUCCAUUAGAAAGUGCUUCUUUCCACCCCAUCAAUUUCUACCUCCCUGUAAUGUGUUCUCGGUGGUCUAGUUCAGUCAGCUGGAGACACACGGGGCUUGCUCACUCUCCUCGGAACACUCCCGGGCAGUGCGUGUGUCCUGCCCUUGUAGGCUUGACGUGGAACAGCCGUGGCUGCUCAGCCCCGGGUGCCCUUGAACCUGCGCUCCUGGCUCACACCACCUUUCCUCUGAAGCCGUGUCUGCAAAGGUCUCCAGGAUGAAAAGAAACACACAGAGCGCCGCUCAGCCGAGUCCUAGUCCUGAUGGCGAAGCCUUGCUUUUGAGGCGGAAGCACAGAUUGCUACAAGUCAGAGAAAAAGGAGACCUUGCUCUGCAGAGAAGACAAGAUCUCAAGUGGUGGAAAAGUCAGCAGCUCCAGUGCUUGGCCGAGGAGUUGGGGGCAGAGUGGGAGGGGGUCCCCAGCCGGCAAGUCCGAGGCCUGGAAAGGCUGUAUUUAGGGCAUCUCUUAGGUCUGGGAGGAGGGCAGACCAAGGAUCGUGGACUCCACCUGGAGCUGCUGGCCCAGCGAGGAGCAGCCUCGCCGCCAAGGGCCGGGGACAGGCACAGAGCGGCCGUCAGAGAAGAGAAGAGUCGCAGAGAAGAGCUGAUGAGACAGCAGCCCUGCCACAGCAGGCCCCCGAGGAAAGCAGUAGGUGUGGAGAAGCAGGGAACCACCAAGGCCAUGGGCCUGACUCAUCCGCCCCCGAGCCCCCCAGGGAAGCAUAAGGGGGAACGAGCACCGCCAACCAAGACCGGCGGUGGCCGCCGUGCCGUGGACCCUCGAGUGAGCCGAGGCCUGGACGUGGAAACGCUCUUGGCUGUGGCCGGAGAGACCAAGCACCUGGAGGACAGGGAGAAAGACGUCUCCCGAGAGGGGAGGAGGCAGCUGGGGAAGGGGACGGCUCGUCUCCUUCAAGACCUUCGAGACAGCUCCGUGACUGAGAGCCCCGAGGGCAGAGCGGGCGACCUGGAACAGUGGUGGCCGCCCGGCUCGCCCCGCGGACCAGGAGCCGCACCACAGGCCGCCCCGUGCGAGUGCCGUGAGAAGAGCAGGUGGAAGCGAGAGCUUGAGGUUGCCUUUGAAGAGUUAUUUAACACAAAUAGGAAGCUGAAAAAACACCUGAGCUUGUACCUUGAACCCAGGCCCGGGGUGGGUCAGCACCCCAGGGAAGAACAGGGCUUCUCGGAGAUGCAGGGACAGAGAGGGGAGACCCAGAGAGAGAAGCAAAGCAUCCACGCAGAAACGGAAAUGGUGCCUGCCGGGGACUCCGUGAGUCCAGCGGAGGUGGAUGCCCACCACGCAUCAUCCAAAACCAAUUUGGAAAAGUUACUAAGCAAGCUUGAGAACCAAAAAUACCGUCUAAUGGCCAAGCCAGCAUUUAAGAGUGAGAGUAGACUAUCGUCUUCCGAGGCAGGAACACCCAGCAGUGAAGCGAGGCCGCUCCCGUGCACCACAGGACCCAGACAAGAAGCGCCCAGACCGGACACACUGGUGGAGGGCUCCCUAGAAGGCCAGGCAGGCAGGGUUGGCUUGGUGGCAUCACGGCAAAAGCAGAAACUGGAGAUGGAGCAGACAAGACAAAAGCAGCUGGAAUUGCUUGAACCCACUGGACCCCCAAAGAUGAGCUUGGAAGCUCACUCCCAGGCCGUCCUAGAAGAUGAGAGACGGGCGCAGGCACGAGCUUGUCUGGCUUGUCUGAAGUCUCACUCCUCUCGAGACCAGGAGGAGGAAGGAGGGGAUGAGCCCGGUGCCACUUCCGCCUUGGCCGCCAGCACCGCUGACGACGACAGGCACAGUCAGAUGAUCCGUGGCCUUGAACAGCAAAUUUUAGAGCAGAACCAGUCGCACAAGCAGUUUCUUGAAGAAGCCAGGAAGCGCUUGCAAGAGUUUCAGAGAAUAUGUUAAAAGGGAGAGUCCCACCCGUGAUAAAUACAUCGCUGAUGCCCGGGCGUUAUGCCGGAAGUGGUC